AUGACAGUGCACCGCGCAAAGCAGAUUUUGUCGCAUCUCAGUACUCCGCGUUCAAAUUCAAAUGAACCCUCAUCAACAUCACCCUCAACAAGCGAGCUAUCUAUACUCUCAGGUCCAAAAGAUGUGCCUCUCUGGGAGAUACCAUUUGGUAAAUUGUUGGACCAGCGAGUUGCUCUAGAUGGUGGAAAUCGUGAUUGUUGCGUCUCACCGGCGACGAACGGCCGCUGGACAUAUGCGCAGUUACAGGAACGGAGUAGACAUCUUGCACGCGGUCUGAUGGCGUUGGGAAUACAAAAAGGGGAUCAUAUCGGUAUAUUGGCGGGCAAUUGUGAGCGUUAUGUAGAACUUUUCUGUGCUUGUGGAAGGCUCGGUGCUGUUCUGGUUGUCCUAAAUUGCACAUACACGGUGCCCGAGGCCGAAAGAGCACUUGCUUUUGCUGACUGCAAGAUUCUGUUCACUUCAUACACAAUCGGAAAAAAUAAUAAUGCAGCACUCAUUAAUAGUCUUCACUCCAGGCUGACGUCCGGAUCGUGUAACAUUACUGCUGAUCAGAAAUUGAUAUUAAGGCACAUCUGCUUAAUUCGAGAGCCUAAGAGCGAAGAUGUCACAUCCCCGUUAUCUGGAUUAAUCUCGUAUGAGGAAAUCUUAAAGAUGGCAUCAACAAUACCCGAGACAAAACUUUCAGCCAUAGAAGCAACAGUGAGCUGUCACGAUGUUUUCAAUAUACAGUUUACGAGCGGGACAACGGGCGCUCCCAAAGCUGCCAUGCUCACACAUCACAACAUCAUAAACAAUGGACAGGCCAUAGGGGAUCGCAUGAGACUGACCCAAGAGGAUAUUCUGUGCUGCCCCCCGCCGCUGUUUCAUUGCUUUGGUCUUGUCCUUGGACUGCUUGCUUGCAUCACGCAUGGAUCGAGUAUCGUAUUCCCCAGUCCAACAUUCAGCCCAGCAGCAACGCUACAAGCCAUAACUCAGGAGAAUUGCACAGCAGUUCAUGGUGUGCCAGCAAUGUUCGCAGCUGAAUUGCAACUGGCGCGGCCAUCUGAUUUUGGAUCCACGAGACUGCGAACGGGUAUCGCUGCCGGGUCACCUGUCCCGCCCGCGCUGAUGAAAGAUAUCCAGCAGAUUUUCCGCAUGAAUGGACUCACGAAUACCUACGGCAUGACGGAGACAUCGCCGGCGAGCUUCAUGACCUCCAUAACGGAUCCGGUGGAGACACGAUUGAACACGGUGGGAACCAUAUUACCUCAUGUUAGCGCGAAGGUCAUCGACGAGAACGGAAACAUCGUGAAGAGAGGAGUGCCUGGCGAGCUCUGCGUCGCGGGUUACCUGUUAUGCAAGGGCUACUACCGGGAUGAAGAAAACACAAAGGCGGCAAUGCGGCGAGAUGAGAAUGGGGUGCUCUGGAUGCAUACUGGAGAUCAGGUCACUAUCGACACCGAUGGAUACUGUCGGGUGACAGGACGCAUAAAGGACAUUAUCAUCAGAGGUGGGGAGAAUAUUGCUCCACAGGAGAUCGAGAACCAUUUGCUAGAACAUCCCUCAAUUAUUCAAGCCAGCGUGAUUGGCGUCCAGCACGGCCGACUCGGCGAAGUAGUCGGAGCCUUCCUCGCACAUCAUCCUGAGAAGCCCCGACCAACGCUCGACGACAUCCGCAGCCAUGUGAGAGCAAAAUUGGGAGCACAUAAAGCCCCAGAGCAUGUUUUCUGGCUUGGCGAUGACGGAGUUGUGGAUGCUCUGCCGGUGACAGGCAGCGGAAAGGUCAGGAAAGACCAGCUGAGAAACAUAGCCAAUGCUUUGGUAAAGGAGACUUGA
Molecule: messenger RNA, 1815 nt
Organism: Amorphotheca resinae ATCC 22711
Lineage: Eukaryota; Fungi; Ascomycota; Leotiomycetes; Helotiales; Amorphothecaceae
Exons: 6
Coding region: 1-1815 (604 amino acids)
Biological process (GO): fatty acid metabolic process
Molecular function (GO): medium-chain fatty acid-CoA ligase activity
Source: RefSeq, a predicted model, not a curated record